This is a messenger RNA of Torulaspora delbrueckii, 747 nucleotides long. It is a transcript of the gene SPO73, whose product is annotated as Spo73p. The coding region runs from base 1 to 747 and encodes 248 amino acids. Lineage: Eukaryota; Fungi; Ascomycota; Saccharomycetes; Saccharomycetales; Saccharomycetaceae. The record is from RefSeq and is a predicted model, not a curated record. The transcript has a single exon.
AUGAAGCGUGGAAGGAAACCUCCAGGGAAACAAAAACUGUUCUUAAAGGAUUUGGAUGGUUUGCCCGAGGACAUAUUUGUGGAAAAUGAAAGAGGCGUCGGUUUACUGGGAUAUCCUUUUUUUUCUGCCAAAUUGCUAAUCCCUCGAAUAGAUCCGAGCAACUUCCAGAUAGUUAAUACUGAGGAUCGGUUGCUUAGGAAUAUAUCGAAUGCUUCGGUUCACUCAAUAGCUGGCUUGUAUCCUUUGACCAAGGAUGAGGCCCGGGAGAAGGCUAAUGGCCCGUCGAAAUGGUUUGUGUUGAUGGAUUUCAAGGAUAAACUCGAUAUGGAUGACCAGGGUUGGCUGUACAGCUGGCAUUUCAGUACUGAGCGAUGGAAAUCCAAGCAUGGGUUUGUAAGAAGACGUGUUUGGGUUAAAUUGCCCGAAAGAAGAGGCGAAUUGGCCCUUGUACCUAAAGAAUCGCCUCCGCCUUUACCCACAACUGUCUCAUCUGUUUCAUCGGAGUCUAUGGCUAGCUCUUUCGUGACUGCGAAUGAUGAUUAUGAACAUUUGAUCAGUGAUUUGAAGGGAAUGUUGCUCGAUAGGCAGAGAUUUGAAAGGCUGGAUGAAGCGUGGCAGAGAGGUGAACUGGACAAAAUCUCUUUACGAGACAAAGAAUUUUGCGAAAGAGUACGAAAGUGCUUCCAGUAUAAGUCUUCACAGAUGAGAUUUGAGGAUGAUUGGCUGCCGAAUAAGCUAAGACCCUAA